Heterobilharzia americana is the source of this 2641-nucleotide messenger RNA. NCBI's taxonomy places the organism in Eukaryota, Metazoa, Platyhelminthes, Trematoda, Strigeidida, Schistosomatidae. The record is from the annotation of a GenBank genome assembly.
UAACCUGUUUCACCAGGUGGAGGUAGGAUGGAUGUGUGGGUAGAAUUUGAAAAAGAGAAAAACAUAGGGCCUACCUUGAUAUGAAAAAGGGAUGCGGAGAGAAAACCAAUGGAACAGAAAGUACACACUAUGAAAAUAUCACACCUUAUUUACUUGGAUGAAUGUUUGUAUGUCUUCGAUAAAUUCACAAGCUUUGCUUCGUAAUCAUGGUGUUGAGUUGAUAUCAUUUAAUUCACUUUUCCUUCCACUUAUAACUUGUCUUCAGGAUGAUAAAAACCAUUUAAAAUCUACAUCUAACAAUUUUUCAGAUCAACCAAGUCAAUACUACACAACAGAAAUUUGUGAAUUUUUAAAAAAUAUAGCUCCUCUUAUGUCAGUUGGAACGACAAGUCCUUCGUUUCUCUUUCCAUCACCACCCACGAAUUUGGUCACUGCUUCUUCCUCAACGUCGUCAUCAUUAUCAUGUGAACCACCUUCGAAAGAAUUAGAUAGUAGCACAGAGAGUACAUCAUCCCAUCUAGAUGCCGAAAUGAAACUUUCUACCCAGUUGGUAUCACAGCAAAUGGGCUGGUGCUCAGUUGCAUCACUGGAAAUAUAUCAACGUGAAGAAGAAUAUCAGCGAAAUGCUUUUUUAACUAGUUAUCCUAUUCAAACAAAAUUGGAUGACGAUUCACAGGAAAAGCAUACUAAGCCAUCAAAGCAACAGAGACAACAAUCAACUGAAGAAAUCAGUUCACCUUUACGGAAUACUCCAACAUGUAGUCAAUGUGGUAAACAAUUUGCUAACAUUUACCGUUUACACAGACAUCUGCUUAGUCAUACAGAAAGUAAUGAACUGCGCAAAUUUCGUUGUUCAGAAUGUUCAAAGGCCUUUAAAUUUAAACAUCAUUUGAAAGAACAUGAAAGAAUCCAUAGUGGUGAAAAACCAUUUAUGUGUUUGCACUGUGGCAAACGUUUCAGUCACUCUGGAUCAUAUUCAAGUCAUAUGUCUAGUAAAAAAUGUAUUAGAACUAUGGAUAAUUGCAAUAACAGAAACGCUAAUAUGGUAAUUAUAAGUAAUGCUAGAACCAACAGUCAUAUGAGCAAAAACAACAAUAAUGCAGUACAUUCACUGACACCUAUGAGUAGAGAUUCGUUUGCAAGUCAGAUGUCUUCCUACAGAACAGGUCGGUAUUCACCACCAUUUGGAAUGCACGGAGAUAAGUUAGAUUUAGCAACUAUAAAACAUGAUAUUGCAGAUGGUAAUCAUAUAAAAGAAGACAUGGAACUGAGUUCAGUGUCUAGUAUUCUGGAGUCAGUUACUCAAGUAAACAGUUCGGACUACUUUGCCAAACUGAGUAACUAUAAACUUGAUAGCUACUAUCCCAACGAUUUGUCCAGUCUAAAUGACCAAUAUUUAAACAACGUUGAACGUAUUACGCAUAAUGGCACCAAUGUUGCUGCUGAUGCUAUACCCACUAGUGAUGAAGUUGAUAACUUAUAUCCAGUAAAUAAAAAAUGGAAAGAACUAGGGAACAUUCAUAAUUAUCUGAAUAAAUCUCCCAAAUCUAUAUUGGAAAUAAAUACACCAGUAAAACUUGGUUUAAAACCAGAAAUUGCCGAGCAUUGCUUUGAAGGUAUGUAUACGAGUGAACAAUAUCUAUACCAGGGACAACAUCAUCCAUCUGAAGGCUGUCGUGACUUUUUUGCACUUCCUAACAACUUUACUCAGCAUACCGGCAAUUUCAUCCCGUUCUCACCAAUACCCCAACCCAAACAACAGAAAAUGAACUCAUUCUCCACAUUAACCACACGAGUACUGCCACAAGCAACAAUGAUGAUACAUUCGAUGUCCUGUAUGCAAAAAGGGGAAGAAGUAAAAGAUGAAGCGGAGAAAGGAAAGGAAGAUGGAGAAGAAGAAGCCUUAGACUUGUCCUUACCGCGACUAUCCCCGCAAACAUCUCAUGAACAAAGCUUGAAUUCAGGCCAUUCAACCUUUCACCAAUCUUAUAUUUGUACUUCAUCAAAUUCUUUAUGGUCACCAUCAACAAUGACAAUUGUGGCAGCUGCCGCUGCAGCUGCUGCCGCUGUAAAUUUUCUAUCCAGACAAUCUAAUGAAAGUAAUUGUCCAUAUCAGAAUUCUGAACAAUUCCAUGAGAAUUCAGCCAAUGAUAUGUCCCAGUUGUCUAACUUAGUUAUGGAAAUAUGUACAAAGAUGAGUUUCAUGGGGAAUGAUGAAGUAGAACCGGCGGAUGUCGAAAAUGUGUUCACAGAUUUUGAAGAUAACGAUGAUAAUAUGAGCGCUGCUACUGGGAUUGUUAAAUUUACUGACAUUAAUAAUAGCAGUAGUCAUCUGGAUACUCUUAGUAUUACUGAAAGUUUAGGCAAAAGAGAAAGUAGUCAUAUCAGCCUCAAUGACAGUGUGAAUUGUGCUGACGGCAGUGGUUGUAACGAUGGAAUCAAAAAUGGAGAAGUUUUCACUUGCGAUCAAUGCCAAAAAGUGUUUUCAAAGCAUAGUUCAUUAUCUAGACAUAAAUAUGAACAUACUGAUCAUCACUUGCUUCAUAGUCGAAAUCAAAGUAAACGUCAUAAUCAAACCAUCCUUUCACAAAACGAUAUUUAUACAGCUAUUUCGAUUACUAAAUUAAGCAGUUAUACAUGA